GCCUCUACAUAUAGACUAUGCAACACACUCAGUUGAGCCCAUAGUUCGCCUGCAGGUGUUCAAGCUCGCAUUCCAACAAUUGAAGCACAGCUUAGUUCGUUUAUUAGUAGACGAAUUCAUGGCUCGAGUUUAGACACCAACAGCGUGCAUUGCUACAAUGGAAGGUAUAUACAUAAAUACCUUUUGAAUGAACGUGUGAUGGCGACAAACGUAGUCGCGUGUAUUUAUUGACUAGCCCCACCUGUGCAGCGCCUUGUAUUAAACUGGUUGAGCCGUGUUUGCCAUUGUGAACGCGUGUAUCGUGGCGUAGAUGAUCAGAUCGUUCGAACUUAGCACCUUUUCACAUCCACAGGGACGUUCGCCCGAGUACACGCUUUUGUGCUUUCAAAUGACCACGUCGAGAAAACACCAUGCCACACCCAGGACAGUCUCACGGAUAGGGACGUUCGCCCGUGUGCACGCGUUUGUGUCUUUUCAAAUAAUCACGUCGAGCAAGCUCCAUACCACACCCAGGAUAGUCUCACGCAUAGGGACGUUAGCCCGCAUGAAUGCGCUUGUAUUUUUUCAAAAUACUUUUUUGCUUAAACUCCCUUCCACACCCAGGAUAGUCACAGGCAUAGGGGCGUUCGCCCGUGUGCACGCAAUAGUGUCUGUGCAAAUUCCCACUUUCCUUAAACGCCAUACCACACCCAGGAUAGUCUCACGCAUAAGGACGUUCGCCCGUGUGCACGCGUUUGUGUCUUAUCAGUCCACUACUUCCCGUAAGCGCAAUACCGCACCCAGGUUAGUCGCACGCAUAGGGACGUUCGCCCGUGUGCACGCGCAUAUGCACCUUCAUAUUAGCCCGAGUGGUACAUAUCUGACCACAGUUGGGCCAUUCACAAGUGUAUUUCUUCACUCUGGCAGAUGUCGAUCCAAUAGUACGGACCGACAAACUGCUCGCGAAAUGAAGCCUAAGCAUUACAAAUGA
Molecule: messenger RNA, 970 nt
Organism: Sphaeroforma arctica JP610
Lineage: Eukaryota; Ichthyosporea; Ichthyophonida
Exons: 1
Coding region: 311-970 (219 amino acids)
Source: RefSeq, a predicted model, not a curated record